GGGAGACCUCGUGAAGUUCGAUACGGCCUUGUUUCCGAAGGAAAUCCCUUUACUUCUUUUUUUGAUAUAAACGAUACAAGUGCUGAAGACACCAACACAACUCGAAUUACGUAUACACUCACUCAUCAAAAAGGAUGGACAAGGAGAAAGCAGACUCGGUUGGUUCGACACUUUCGCCAUCCCCAUUCGCACGUGAACAUUCGUCAUAGACACUUCGUACGUCAAUUUUGUUUUCUUUCUACACCCAACCCGCGCGCUACAAUUAACUACAUACACAAAAUCGGAUCUAUCCUGCAUGCGGCUUAUAACCAUUAAUUCGACCGGGAUCCUACACAUCGUCUAAUUUUCAUCGGGAUACGCUUCAUUUAUUCGAUCGUAUCUUGGCAUGUAGCGAAUGCCUUUAUAUACUUAUUAUAGAUUUUUAUUAUUAUUGUGUGAAGUGUCAACAUUAACCCCCUUUAAUAAAUUAAGCUAUAUUAAAAAAAUAUAAGAGUAACUCUUUUCUUGCCCCAUUUGUUCAGUUACCAUAUUUCCUGAUUUGUCAGGGAAUUCCCUGACUUAGACGUUUGUCACUGAUUCCCAGAUUUUCGUGAAAAUGCCAUUAUUUUUUGGACAUAAGGGCAUUUACUCGCACAUGAAUCAUAUCAUUCAUGGUUGCGUUCCAAAACUCGACCGAGUUUAACUCAUGCAGGUUUUUUUCGGUGUAAAAUUCCUGGUGGUCGAGAAGAUUUAAGUUUAAAUAACGACUGACUUUAUUUAAUAUUUAUAAACAUGUCUUUACAGUUUAUAAAAGGAUAUAACAAAAGAGAAUAUAGAAAAGGAAUGCAGGUUCCAAGAGGUACAUAGUUGUAAUUUAAAUACAUAUUCACUUAAUACUUUUUACUACGAACUACUUCGCCUCCACAACAACUCUCGAUGUACAGAGUCUAUUCUUCCUCUUUUUGAUUCAAACUUGAUAAACAAUUAAUAUGUUUCAGUUUCGUAAGGCCCUUAGUUAAUAUGUACGUUGGCACUUCCUGAGUUGACAUAUACUCUAGUGUAAUGGGAUUAUCUCGCAAGGACUUUCAAAUAAAAUAAUUUCGUACAUUAAUUUGUUUCGACCGAGUGCGGAAAUUCGAAGACACUGCUAAUUUUUGUGCACUCUGGUACUGCUGAAAGUAAAUCCUGUUAUACUAUGCCCUUGACGUAUCGUAAAACUUUUUUUUCGCUGACUUCCAAUGCUGUUCAGUGUAGUUGCUGUUAAAUUGAUAAAAUUUACGGGAUACGCUAUAUCUGGUCUUGUAGAUACGGCUAAGUACAUCAAAGUGCCGAUUAAGCCUUGGUAUCAAUAUUUCGCCAUAAUCGCCUUAUUUUUUGUCGAAGUUUGCAAUUCAGUUCUAUUGGCGUUUCGAUUGCACUCUAACAUUCUGAAUUACUUCACUAUUGAUUCCGCUUAUGUAAUCUGCGAUAUAAAUAUUUCGCUUUUCUCUCGAUUCUGAUGAAAAUCUAUACCCAUACAACGAUUAACGUAACCAAGAACUUAUUACCAAUUACUUAACGAUUCAAAGGCUUUUCAACUAUUUUACAAGUUUUGUUUCUCAUAUACGCCAAAAAUUCGUUAUCAAAUAUAUAAGGCACCGUUUAUGACCGAGCUGAUUCGCGUCGCGCGAUGCGAUGAAAAUCGCUACUAGCGAUCAAAUACAUAAAUCCAUACGGAGGUGUUUAUCGUGCAGCGAUUUAGCGAAAAGCGGUUUCAGCGAAAAUGGAGCGACUGCUAGCGACGAAAAUCAGCGAUCAAAAUUUUUGAUUCAGUUGAGCGAAUCGCGUUAAACACGAUGGACAAAUUUAUUGAAAAAGUGCGAAAUAAAGAAUGUUUGUGGAAUCUGCAUCAUCCAGAUUAUCAUUAUAGAAACGAAAUCAGAAAAGCUUGGGAAGAAGUAGAAAAAGAAUGCGGUUUGGAAGGCGAAAUAUUUUUGAUGCGGCCACUGGAGGAAAUCGCAGCUAUCACUCACGUUGGAGAUCCUGUUUUACUCACCGUGAUUGCUGAAGAAGUUAAAGUUGGACGUGAUGAGCCCCCCGCUAUGGCUUCAACAGUACAAUUGGCUUUGUUUUUACCAGAACGGACAAAUUCUGCACCUUAUUUCGAGAAUGAUCACUACGUUUCAAGAAUUGAUGAAAAUGCCCCGCAAGGUACUGCCCUUUCAUUUGCCGACCCAUAUGUUUCACGUGUUUAUGACGAUGAUAUCGGUAAAAAUGGAGUGUUUUCAUUGACUUUACUCAAUAAUAACGGAACAUUUGAAAUUUCCCCGAAUGUUGCUGAACGGAGCACUUCAUUUCUCAUACGCGUACGAGAUAAUAUUCUCUUAGACUAUGAAGAACGUCAUUCUGUGCAAUUUCAAAUAUUAGCCCAAGAAUUAGGACCAUCUACAAAUCUUUCAACUACUGUCAACGUCAAUGUAUAUAUAAAGGAUGUUAACGAUAACCCACCCAUAUUUGACCAAYCUAUGUACACUGUUGAGCUGCCAGAAAAUAUGACUGCCGGAACAAAAGUUAUCCAAGUUAAAGCCACCGAUAUAGACACGGCUGAUUUAAGUGGACGUGUACGAUACACAGCUAUUUUGGGCUAUUUAAACACGUCAUUAAAUUUAAACGCGGACUCAGGACUUAUUACAGUUUCCACUAAUAAACACGGGUUUGAUCGUGAAGUAAUGCCCGAAUAUCAUUUAUACGUAGAAGCACGAGACAAUGAUGGUACAGGUAAUCGUGCCCAAGUGCCAUUGAUUAUAAGAAUAAUAGAUAUCAAUGAUGAAACUCCAAUUUUCGAAAAAGAGUUUUACGAAUUUAUACUCUCUCCAGACUUGAAAUCCUUCACCUCUGUAGCCAUUAUUCACGCCAUAGAUAAGGAUGCAACACCACCUAACAACGAAGUGCGAUAUGAAAUAGUUAAUGGAAACUACGAAAAUCAAUUCACUUUGGACAAAUUAACUGGCGAGCUAACUGUGCGAGAGAGAAUUACAUUUCCAAUCAGAGCACGAAGAAAGCGCCAAAUAUUAUCUCACAUUGAUCAAGAUAUGUUGUUUCUAACAGCGCGAGCAUAUGAUUUAGGAGUACCUGUACGUUUUAGCAUCACAAACAUUCGUAUAUAUCCACCAGAAAGUCGGACACGAACUGUAACUUUUGUAGUUCCAGAUGAAAGUCCUAAUAAAGUUAAAACAGAAGAAACACUUUCUACCAUAACAGGAGGAAAAGUAAUAAUACAUGAUAUUAGACCUUUACAACCAGACGAACCCGGUGCCAAAACAAUUACCGGGGACAACACGGAUACGAUAAGAAGAAGUGUCGUAACAGCCACCGUUCUUUAUGAUAGUAAUUCGGUCGUAGAUAUAUCACAGAUACAGCAACGCUUAUCGCAACACAACAGUUCAUAUGCGUUAAUGAAUGAUAGUGACCCAGUAGCGACAGACGUUAUUACACCUUUACAGACUCUAUACAAAGCCGAAAAUAAAUUGCUGUUCUGGCUGCUUAUAUUUUUAGCAACUUUAGUCGCGUUAACAAUUCUCAUAAUUUUGCUAUGUUGCAUUUGUUCGUGGUGCCCAUUAUAUGGAGCUGCAAGCAAGAGAAUAGUUAAUAUCAUUAAAACUGAAGACGAUGUUCACCUAGUGCAUAGGGAAAUGGCAAAUGGAAAACAAGCAAAAUCUGUCCAGGUCGCUGAAUGGAUGGGACGACGAGAGGCCUGGUCCGCCGAGAAACCAAUGGAUUCACGAACGAGACCAACACGCUGGGAGUUCCACAAUGGACGCGACCACUUUCACGAAAACGACGUUCAGGCAGCGUUGAACAAUGAGGGAAAUCGCCGUAAGCGUUCAGCAGAAGAGCAACGAAGGAACAACCGCACAGAAAAAGAUGAUGUAUUUUACAAUUCUAGAACCAACUUAAUAAAUAAUAAAGACGUUUAUAUAGAAGAUAUAGGAGAUGAGCGGCAACUAACAAUAACAGAACAAGAUCACUUUCAGCGAAGCAAAGAAGUACAAAAAGGAUCAAAACAUCGCCAAGGAAUUGACAACGAAAUCAAACAAGUUGAUGAAGAUUGUGUACGUCGCCAUGAAAUUGCACGCGGCAGUGAUAUCGAAUAUAACACAGCUCGAAGCAGUUUAAGAAAUAAACGGGAAUUUUUCAUCAAAGAUGGAAAUAUUGAAAUACUGCAACUUAUGACUAGAGACAGAACUGAUGAGGAUGUUGCAGCAAUGGAUGAUGAAAAUAACAUUUAUGUAAAUUUGCCAAUGAAAUCAACGACUGUCUCUAAGCCGCAAUUGGUAAUGUUGGAUAAUAGUGGAAAAGAAAUUCUAAUGCGCCGUUUUAUUGAGGAACAGUCUGAUGGUAAACAGAUAAUACGUGAGCAUUACCAAAUAGUUCCUGGUGCCACUUACAUACAGUCUAUGCCAAAUGAAAUUGACCACAACCACUCCAUUUUGAAAGGAGAAACAUUCGCUACUUGCAAAUCGGGUCCGAAUAGUAUAGUUUAUUCACAAACCGAGCCUGAAGUAAAGGUAAUACAUACACAGCCUACGCAAGGUGGGAUGCAGCUGCAAACUGAGGGUUUCAUAAGUCGCAUCCAACCAUCUAUAUCAAAUCAAUCAUUAACACAAGAGCUUGAAUAUUCUUUAAAGCAACAAAAUAUACUACUGCGUCAAAUACUAAUGGAGAAGGAAAAAAUAGAAGCCAACGGUGCACAGCCAGAAGUUGUAUUAGAAACACAAAGCCUUCCAGGUCACCCUGUGGCGAUUGCAACACAAACGGAAUGUGAGGUGUGUACACAGACAGACAAUAAUAUUGUGUUUCCUGAAAAAACUUCUGUAUAUGUGCAAGGAAGGCCAACACGACCCAAAGCUCGCAGCGAAAAUGACGAUUCCUUGACCGAAGAUGAAUAUGAGUAUGUACAAUUUAGUCCUCCAGAAAGUACAGUAGGUCGAUUCUGGAUAAAACGUAAAAAACAAAAAAGGCGUAGUAAAUACCGCAAUAGUAUACAUCCAAGAAAGAAAAUUGUUAUGGUAGAGGAAGUUAAAAGAAAAAUACGUACACCCAUUAAGGAGGAAGAUGAUGAGGUAUUCGAGUCGAAUAAACGUUUUCCUCCCAAAAAACCCCUACGUAAACAUGCUGAAACAAAAACCAGUGUUCUUAGAGGUAAGAACUAUAUAGAGAAGCAGAAAAAUUGUAAUCCAAUACAUCGAAAAAGUCCCGCAGUUAGUCCCGAAACUUUAAUAAUGGCUGACUCCUUAGGCGAUAGAAGUAGAACUCCAGAUCAUUAUCGAACAAUUAGAGUUGACGAAUUCGAAUACUAUUCAACAGAUAACAACGAAGUCGAUAACUGCGACUAUAAUAAUGAAAAUGAUUAUUCCAAUGAUUCUGAAGCUGAGGAAAUUAUUGUUAAAAGAAAUAUAUUAACACCCCAUCAUUUGGAACAAAAACAUUCUGAUAUAGAUAUUAAUGAUAAAACUUUCUGUAAAAUACACUUAAAAGACGAGCGAUCUACUCAUAAAAUGCCGGAUACCAACGUCAGAGAGUCACGUAGGCCAACGUUAAAAGGAAGGCAUCGGUCGCAAAGUUCAUCGGGAAUUCCACACCGUCGAAUGGAUAAUAUGAAACAUAUGUCUUUAUUGGCUAAAACAAAUCAUGCAGCUAAAGAGCGUCUUUAUCAAAGUGCAACCAAUUUGAAUCAUCAGAAUAAUCAAUAUGAUGACGGUCAAAUUACUGAUAAAUCUGUUCCAAAAUACAUGGAGUGGUAUUAUGGCAAAUCAAAAAGUUUAAAUAGCAAGCCUGAGUCCGAUACAGGUUCAAAAAGAAAAAGAAGUUUAACGAAAACCCGUUUAAGUUCAAAUGCCGAUUCUAUUCCUUCUGAAGAUGGAAAAAGUAGACCCGAACCUGCACCAAGAAAAUCCCCUCAAAAAAAUACCAGACUCUUGAAAGAAGAUAUUGUAAUGAAUAAACAGCAUAAUCCUAAAAUUGAGGCUGAUUCUAGCCAUCCACUUUUACAACAUUCAGAGCAUAGAUUUGAACGCGAAAACGCUCCGGAGGUUCCUUUACCACCAACAAAAUUACCACAUUACAUGUAUCCCGAGACUCCGCCAUUUGUUGUUUCUAAGAUGGCGAAAGCAAAACCUAAACCGUCGCCUAUUAAGGAGAAUGAAAUCAAAGUUACAACAUCGAAAAUUAACCCAAAUCCAAAUUCUGUCAACUCGAAUCCAAAAAUUAGUACGCACCAACUCUGUCAAAAACAACUUAAUGUAUCUACAUUAGAAGAUGAUCACGAUUCCGGAAUUGCAAUGAAUUCGUUGCUAAAUAAUACGGGUCGGAGAAAUCCCAUCGCAGAUAAAAAAAGUGUAUUUUCAAUUGCAUACGAUGAUGUUAGCCAAGUGAAGAAAAUUACAUCUGGAGGAGAAUCACCACAAUAUUCAUAGAAAUCUCGGAUAACCUCAAAAAUGGUACACAAGUAUUUAUAUAGGAAAAUUAAAAUAAACUCGGUACUACUAUAUGUGAUACUCUCCGUUCUUCAUUUUACGUAUGCCAUAUUUGAAAUUCAAUGUUGUAAUCAUUUAUGAUUUAAGUUGUUAAUGUAUGAUGUUGAAAUUUUGAAAGCAAAAAUUGAUUUUUCUUUAUUUCUCACUUUUUUUUGAUAUUCAACUCUUUACGUUCCUAUGGUCAAUGAAAAUGGUGACAAACUCCAAAUUAAUUAUUAAAAUAAAUACGCAAUUGCAUAAUUUGAUUACUGUGUAUACUUAUAAUGUUAAAUUUAGCACUUGUAUAUGUAUAUACCAUAUAUAAAAUAUUUUUAAAGAAAAUAGAUUACAAAUAUGUGCAUUUGCAUUUGUGUUCUCGAUAUUUAUUGUAAAUAGUAAAAACCGCAAUAUGAUUCUUACAAAAAACUCUAUUUAUUUAUAGAUUCAUAAAACGAAAGUUUAACUUUUAUAAAUUAUUGGAAAUGAUAUUUAGAAGACAAUAUAUUAUUGUAAAUUAACAUUUUGUACUAUUUACAAACAAAUAUACUAUAUAUAGGUAGUGCAUUUAGAGAUAAAUAUGUGUGUGCACCCUAUUAUGGGAGUAUACUACAUAAGUAUGUUUGAUUUAUGACUAAUAAAAUGGAUCAAUCCGAGAACACGUUAUAAACGCAUUUACAUGUUACUUAUAUAAUCAGUAUUUACGGAAAUCAGUUGUAUACUUUGAAGUAAAAAAUUAAUAAAUUGUAAGAUUAAGUUAAGAAAUAUAUAUAUACAUUAUCGAUACAAGAUAAAUAUGUGUGUAUAUACACAAAUAAUACGUAAAAGCUUGUACACUAGUUCUAAGCUCUUAAUAUCAGUUAUUCUUUCAAGAAUAUAUAAACACUUUUUUUUUAUUUUCUCAUAUUUACACUUUCAUCGUUUUUUCGUUCGUAAAUGUAUCUUUCAUAAAAAACAUAUUGUAAGUCUCUUUGAAGGUUCGUGCGGUUGUAUAUUCACAUAUAUGGUCACAAGUUAUCGAAUUUGAAAAAGAAGACACCGCCAAUAUUCAAAAAUUGUUUUAUACGUAUCCCCCAUGUUGAAAUGUCUACAAUUUUAACGAGAUGUGUUGGAUAUAAUUUCAUUCAUUAUUAUUUUAAUCAAAUAAAAACUAUUUUAGAUAUAAUCUAUGAAUAAUUUACAUAUUCAGUGCACAUAUAUCCAAUUAAAAGUUAAAUGAUAAUUGUCCAUUACCAACGAUCUGAUAGAAAGAUACUCCUUAAUAUUUAUAGUAUUGAAAAGUACAACGUUCUUUGUAUAAUAUAUAAUUCCUGCCAUACCAUCUUGUCAGACGUAUUAACACAAAAAUAAAAAGAUUAUAAAUAUCAUCAUCAA
Messenger RNA from Bactrocera latifrons, 7844 nucleotides. RefSeq names its product cadherin-86C (gene Cad86C). The coding region runs from base 1815 to 6434 and encodes 1539 amino acids. The transcript has 8 exons. Gene Ontology annotation, molecular function: cadherin binding; calcium ion binding. NCBI's taxonomy places the organism in Eukaryota, Metazoa, Arthropoda, Insecta, Diptera, Tephritidae. Gene Ontology annotation, biological process: homophilic cell-cell adhesion; calcium-dependent cell-cell adhesion; cell morphogenesis. Gene Ontology annotation, cellular component: adherens junction; catenin complex; plasma membrane. The record is from RefSeq and is a predicted model, not a curated record.